GGCCUCUCACAUGUCAUGGGUCAAUUUCGACAUGCGUUUCUAUCGACAUGUGUCUCUAUUGACAUGCGUUUCUAUCGACAUGUGUCUCUAUUGACAUGCGUUUCUAUCGACAUGUGUCUCUAUUGACAUGCGUUUCUAUCGACAUGUGUCUCUAUUGACAUGCGUUUCUAUCGACAUGUGUCUCUAUCGACAUGCAUCUCUAUCGACAUGCGUCUCUAUCGACAUGCGUCUCUAUCGACAUGCAUCUCUAUCGACAUGCGUCUCUAUCGACAUGCGUCUCUAUCGACAUGUGUCUCUAUCGACAUGCAUCUCUAUCGACAUGCGUCUCUAUGCUAUAAAUCAAAACCACCUGUUCCCUUCAAUCUCAAGUGCUGUAUUUACAUCUAUCAACCGCGCACGCCAUCGUAUCGUAACUGCGUGCUGGAUUACUUUGUACAGAUUGAGUCUGUUUCCCCGAUUCGGCAAUGUUGCCCGCGGAAAGCCACGGCAAGGCGAGGUUUGGUGCCUAUACAGUAGUCGAUGUGCGUCUUUGAUUGCGGUGCGAUGGCGCUACAGUGUGCAGUCUCUAGAUCAGUGUGCAGUCUCUAGAUCAGCGUGCAGUCUCUACAUCAGUGUGCAGUCUCUACAUCAGCGUGCAGUCUCUAGAUCAGCGUGCAGUCUCUAGAUCAGUGUGCAGUCUCUACAUCAGCGUGCAGUCUCUACAUCAGUAUGCAGUCUCUACAUCAGCGUGCAGUCUCUACAUCAGUAUGCAGUCUCUACAUUGGUGCUAUGCAGUUUCUACAUCAGUAUGCAGUCUCCACAUCUGUAUCCUACAGUUUCUCUGUGCGUCUUUGAUCGUGAGCGAUAGCGCUACAGUACGUGCUGUUCCGACAUACACAUCUCUACUUCCUGCGCGUCUUUGAUCAUAAGUGAUA
Didymella exigua CBS 183.55 is the source of this 914-nucleotide messenger RNA. RefSeq lists its product as uncharacterized. The record is from RefSeq and is a predicted model, not a curated record. The transcript has a single exon. NCBI's taxonomy places the organism in Eukaryota, Fungi, Ascomycota, Dothideomycetes, Pleosporales, Didymellaceae. Bases 128 to 664 code for a protein of 178 amino acids.